This is a messenger RNA of Equus quagga, 1600 nucleotides long. It is a transcript of the gene KLK6, whose product is annotated as kallikrein related peptidase 6. Gene Ontology annotation, biological process: proteolysis. The record is from RefSeq and is a predicted model, not a curated record. Lineage: Eukaryota; Metazoa; Chordata; Mammalia; Perissodactyla; Equidae. Gene Ontology annotation, molecular function: serine-type endopeptidase activity.
CAGGGGUUAAAAGGAAGCCCCAGGAACCUCUGAGGACAGGACCAACCUCUUCCAGGGAGACCAGGAAGCUCGGGGUGCCCGGGUGUCCAGCCAGCAGUGUGGAAGCCCUGGACCCCAGGACCCGUACACCCUCCGCUUCCUCUCUCUCUUUCCCUGACUCUGAGGCGUCGUCUCUGCUUUCAGAGUCCCUUCUCUUCCUGUAGCUACCUGCAUUUCUGACUCUCUCUGCCUCCCUGUCUGCCAGCCUGUGACACCUGUUGCCCCUUUCCCCGACCCAGGAACCCCUGGGCUGGUAGACCGCCGGCCCCCAGCAGGAAUGGGCAUGAAGACGCUGACCAUAGCUGUGGUCCUGAUUGUUGCAGCCUGGGCCGAGGAGAAGAACAAGGUGAUGCAUGGCGGGCCCUGUGAGCAGACAUCCCACCCGUACCAAGCUGUGCUCUACAGCUCCGGCCACCUGCUCUGCGGGGGGGUCCUCAUUCACCCCCUGUGGGUCCUCACCGCCGCCCACUGCAAAAAAACGGAUCUCCAGGUCUACCUGGGGAAGCACAACCUUCAGCAAAGGGAGAGUUUCCAGGAGCAGAGUUCGGUUGUCCGGGCUGUGGCCCAUCCUGGCUACAAUCCCGCCACUCACGACCAGGACAUCAUGCUGUUGCGCCUGGCACGCCCAACCAGAUUCUCUGAACACAUCCAGCCCCUGUCCCUGGAAAGAGACUGCUCGGCCAACCACACCAGCUGCCACAUCCUAGGCUGGGGCAAGACGGCAGAUGGCAAUUACCCUGACACCAUCCAGUGUGCAUACAUCCACCUGGUGUCCCGUGAGGAGUGCGAGCGCGCCUACCCCGGCCAGAUCACCCAAAACAUGGUGUGCGCCGGGGACGAGAAGCACGGGAAGGAUUCCUGCCAGGGCGAUUCCGGGGGUCCGCUGGUAUGUGGAGACCGUCUCCGGGGCCUCGUAUCAUGGGGCAACGUCCCCUGUGGAUCCAAGGAGAAGCCGGGAGUCUACACCGACGUCUGCAGAUAUGGCCACUGGAUCCGAAAAACCAUCCAGGCCAACUGACCCUGACAUGUGACACCCAACUCUUGACCUACGACCCUCACUUGCUGGCUGCAGAAUAUGUCUGACCAAGACCUUGCCUUCCCCCCCUGCCACCUGCCCAGACCUGACCCUUAACGCUUAAUAAAGGCAGUGACGCGACAGCAAGAACCCUCCCUGAUUUUAGCCCAUCCUCGCACCACCGGGUGCAAGUGGGGACAUGGGCUAAGGUCUUCUCCCCUCCACUAGAGAACAGAGGAAAAUCCUUUCCAAGCUUCCCUCCCUCCCUGAUCAUCCCAUGGGCUUGAUCUCUUCCUGCAGAGGAGUGGCCGCAAGUCUGGCCAACCCUGAGCUGGAAUCCCAGCUCUGCCGCUGGCUUGCUGUGCACCCUCGGGAGGUGCCUUCCUCCGCUGUGUCGAUUUUCUCAUCUGUCAAAUCAAGAUAAUAAUAGCGUAUUUCCCAUAAGGCGGUGGCUGUUGUUGGGCAGAUUGAAAGUUUCGAAUAUGUGAAACAGGUGACAGUGCCUGGCACACUUGUGUGAGCAAUAAAGAGCGAAUUUUAUUACCA